AAUGCCACCAUAUCAGUCCUUCAUUAUAUCAACGAAAAUAUGAUGGAGAUUGUGCAUAAGGAUAACAUUGAAAUUUGGAAAGGGUGUCAUAUCCUAAACCAUUUUGUUGAAGUGAAUGGUUCUGAAACAAAGAAAAUAUUGUUUGAUUUCUUUGAAAAGAAUCCCCAGGAAUGUAACGAAUUCCUACUGACAUUGAAAUCAAAAAUCGAGCAGAUGUCGUCCAACUGCCAAAAAUUCAUGAUUAGAAUAUCACCAGCUUUGGUUAAAGAGUUAAAAUGUUCUGAAGGCAUGCAUGGAUCUGUCCUUAAACCAGAACGUAAAGAGGAGCUUAAAGUUAUAACAGACAAAUGUGUCAUUAAUUCAAAACCCUUUCAGAUUUUGCUUGACGAGGCUGGAAAACACAUUGUAGAAUAUAUAGAAAAGGAAUUGUUAACUAUUUUUGCAGAUAUCAAUCAUAUAAUUCUUGUUGGAGAGUUUGCACAAUCACCGAUAAUUGAGGAGAUUAUUAAAACAACAUUUUCGACAAAAAAUAUUAUCAUUCCAUGGGAUGCAAAUAUGGCAGCAGUAAGGGGUGCUGUGUUUUUUGGACAAAGGAGUAUAUCAGUGGAGACAAACACUGUGCACACCAUGAAACAGACACCUUUGAACAAUGCACAAGCUGCGUUAGCAGAGGGAAAAGGAAUUGAGAAGAAAAAAAAAGAGAAUACAAAAGCCUUUCAGAAAAAAUACAAGAAAAAAUCACAACUUAAACGAUGUGUGAUAAUGUGAUUCAAGGUUAAUGUACCUUUAAUGUAAAUACAUUUUUUUAGUAACCUAGAUAAAGCUUAAGUUUUGUAUUUGUUUACUUUUUUCCAGGUUUUUACCGUUUGCUUGUCAGUUAACAGAAUACUUUUUUGAACUUAAGUUAAUGUGUCUAGUACUGUAGGUUUUAUACCACUGUGUCUUUACCUUUCAUACCAGUUUGUGUAUUGAAUUUAAUUUGUUGAAUGGCUGGCCAUAAAUGUGAUUGAUCAAUGAAAUUUUGUUUAACCUUUUGAUCCUACUUUUCAUUUAUUUUCACGAAACACAUUUGUUGCUAGUAUGCUGUGUGCUAAUGUUACAUUAGUUUUUCACAUUUGUUAAAUCAAGUUUCAGAUGGUGUAUGUGCAUAUGUUGUUUAUGUGUCUAUUUGUGAUAAUAAGCUAGACCUUUUUUUGUUUUACAUUGAAUUAUCUUGAUUCUAACUCGAUAUUAAUAUAUAUAGUUUAAAAAUAUUCGAUUUUUAAAAUAGGUUACAUGUAGUUUACAUGUAACGUCAAAAUCUUUGUAAUUUUGCAUGUAUAAUUGUGUUAAAUGAAUGUGUUUUUACAAUUUUAAUACUUUAAAACGACUUCUAUAGAGUGUGAACCGAUUUUUACAUUAUGAUACAUUGUACAUGGAAUUAUUACAUUUUUAUUCGAAACGUUCGCUUUGCUUUGUUUAGCUAUUUAAUUUAUACUGUCUAAAAGUUCUAAGCUAUUGUGAAUUUUGCUAGAGAGUAUGUUCUUUUCUCAUUUUUUUAAAUCCUAGUUAUUUUGAUACGAUUAUUACGAUUUAUAUCUAGAUUUUAAACCUAUUACUGACUUAAAAGUAAUAGUUUUCGUACUUGCCUGUUGUAAAUUUUUCACAAUCCGUGCUUGUAAGUUUUUAAUUUUCCAAUCAAUUUUUACAUGCUAUGAAAAACGAAAAUGAGAAAAAA
This is a messenger RNA of Magallana angulata, 1717 nucleotides long. RefSeq lists its product as uncharacterized. NCBI's taxonomy places the organism in Eukaryota, Metazoa, Mollusca, Bivalvia, Ostreida, Ostreidae. The coding region runs from base 40 to 768 and encodes 242 amino acids. The record is from RefSeq and is a predicted model, not a curated record. The transcript has 2 exons.